AAGUAACGGCAAGAUCAACCCCACCAACAUAUCUUGAUUUCUCGGUACUCUCAAGAAAACCCAGCACCCUACCUCUGUUGCUCUCUCUCUACCUCUCUCAGAGUGCUAUACUCUCUUCCCAUGAACCGCUUUCAGAUUCUUCGCUCAAUCCUUCUUAGCUUCACCUACAGAGUUCUGGGAUUUUGGAUCUGAAGCCUUUUCUUGUCUUAGUUGAAAAGGGCAAGGCAGUUUUGGGCAUCUCUUUCUGCCCCUUAUGCUGUAUUUCCGGACCGUCUUUUUAAGUCAGUAGGGCAGCCUCCAAGGUUGCUCCUUCGUAGCUCAGAGUUAAGAUUGAAAAAGCACUGUUCAGGAAAAUUGGAAGGGGACAGAUCAAUGGGAUCAUCUGGUUUUUUUCUUCUGUGUAUGCUGCAUUCUCUGGUAGCAUUAAGCUGUGGAGCUUUGAUGAUGUUCUAUAGCAAUGAUCUGCUGGUGAUGAGCCAUGGAAAAGAGCGUGCCAGCAAGCUUUUAGGAUCAACAUAUCAUGAUCAGCUAAUAAUCCAAACAUCAGAUUCAUUUUCAGGAUUGCUUUUGUUUGCAAUUGGGUUUUUCUUGUUCAUGGUUGCAUUUGUAAAGGAUAAGGAUUUCCAUAGCUUCUUUGCAAAGGGGUGUAUACUUCUCCAUGUAUUGAUGGCAGUUUGGAGGAUCUACUUCGAGAGGAAGCUGGAGGAUCUCGGCCGUGAUUGGCUGAGGCUGGUGGUCGGUGAUCUUGCCUUGGGACUUUCAUGGGUUUUCUUCCUUGUAUACUCUUGGAGGGAGAAGUAUGACUAAUCCAAUUGUCUGGGUUUUCUUCCUUGUAUACUCAUUGGAAUCACCAGCAGAUCUUAUUGCGAAAUCCAAAUUGGUGCAUUUGACUCAGAUUGCUUCAACUUGUUCCUUAUGCAUCAUCAUCCAUGCCAAUUUGUUUUGCAUUACAAUGAACUGAUGAAACCUGGUAUGGAGAAAGAAAAUGAUCAGCCUUGGAAUGGUUGCCUGCAAAUCCUGCAAGUGUUUGCAAACAGAAAAUGCUCUUAUAUUCCUGAAUAGAUAAAAUCGCUCGACUUUUAAUCCCUUUUUGUUUUUGUAAUAAAUAUGUGACAAUCUUUUAUUCACAUAAUUGGCCUCCUUGUACAAUCUGUCAAAAAAAUAAAAAUUCGUGGAAUGUAUUUGGGUUUAUUCCUUUCCCAUGCGUGUUUGUUUC
Cuscuta europaea is the source of this 1216-nucleotide messenger RNA. The record is from the annotation of a GenBank genome assembly. NCBI's taxonomy places the organism in Eukaryota, Viridiplantae, Streptophyta, Magnoliopsida, Solanales, Convolvulaceae.